Messenger RNA from Eublepharis macularius, 4381 nucleotides. RefSeq names its product solute carrier family 41 member 2 (gene SLC41A2). Lineage: Eukaryota; Metazoa; Chordata; Lepidosauria; Squamata; Eublepharidae. Gene Ontology annotation, molecular function: monoatomic cation transmembrane transporter activity. The transcript is spliced from 11 exons. The record is from RefSeq and is a predicted model, not a curated record. Bases 335 to 2059 code for a protein of 574 amino acids. Gene Ontology annotation, cellular component: plasma membrane. Gene Ontology annotation, biological process: monoatomic cation transport.
UCUACCCAGCAGCUGUCACCGCCUCCGCGGCCGCCCGGCAGGUUGUUUCCUGGGAGGGACAGGCAGCGGCGCCCGCUCGACCCGGCGAGGAUGGAGAGCAGAUGCGGGGAGCCGGUCGCCGCCACGCCGCUGCCGCCAUUGCCCAGAAUGAACCUUUGUUAUAGAAUCGCUCAAGACCGAAAGUUAGCGGGAAGAAAACUUUCUACAUAACAGAUAAAUUAGCAAGAGGAUCAGCUUUAUGAGAUGAAAGAUUUGUCUAUAACGAUUUGAAGCAUAUGUACAAUUGUUUCCUUGGGAUCUGAAGUGAUCAUCAGAACAAUAAUUUUGAAACAGCAUGACUAAUUGUAAAGAAAGAUCUGUCAGCAGCAAAACAAAUGGUAAGGCUUAUCAUGGAGAAAGCUUUGUAGAUUGGACUAUAAAUCUAAAUACAAUUCAGUCUGACAAGUUCUUGAACCUGCUUUUAAGUAUGGUUCCUAUUGCUUAUCACAAAAGCCACGAAGAAAGACUUAAAAAAGUGAAUGGUCUCUGGCAAGAUGGAUUACAGCCAACAGGACACAAUUUCAGUGUUAGAACUGAUCAACACACGGAUUACAAUCAUUUUUCAGAACCUACUUUUCAUCAUGGUAGUAAUGGACACAGUUCGUCAAGCUGUAGCCCAAAGUAUGAUAACUUCACAAAUUACAGUUAUUCAGAUGGAAUGGGCACAACAGAAACAGAUGCUAUGCUGCAGGACAACAAUGUAUCUAGUGACGGUGAUGAAGAUGCCAUUGUGGAAGGGAGCAGAAAACAGCCGAAAGAAUCUAGUAGCAUUAUGGCACUGCAGAUUCUUGUUCCAUUUCUGCUAGCGGGAUUUGGAACAGUGUCUGCAGGGAUGGUUUUGGAUAUUGUACAGCAUUGGGAAGUGUUCAGAAAUAUUACUGAAGUUUUCAUCUUGGUUCCUGCGCUACUUGGCUUGAAGGGAAAUUUAGAAAUGACUUUGGCAUCCCGACUGUCAACAGCUGUAAAUGUUGGGAAAAUGGAUUCUCCAAUUGAGAAGUGGAAUCUGAUAAUUGGUAAUUUGGCUUUAAAACAGGUCCAAGCAACAGUAGUUGGAUUUUUGGCUGCUGUGGCAGCAGUUAUAUUGGGCUGGAUUCCUGAGGGCAAAUAUCGCCUUGAUCACUCAGUCCUUUUGUGUUCUAGCAGUGUGGCAACAGCCUUCAUAGCAUCCCUUUUACAGGGAAUAAUAAUGGUUGGAGUUAUAGUUGGAUCAAAGAAGACUGGCAUAAAUCCUGAUAAUGUUGCAACUCCCAUUGCUGCAAGUUUUGGAGACCUUAUUACACUUGCCAUACUUGCUUGGAUAAGUCAGGGUCUUUAUGAUUGCCUUGAUAAAUAUUAUUAUAUAUCUCCUUUAGUUGGUGCCUUUUUCUUGGCUCUGACUCCUAUGUGGAUUAUAAUUGCUGCUAAACAUCCAGCUACAAGAACUGUUCUCCAUUCAGGAUGGGAGCCUGUUAUAACUGCUAUGGUCAUAAGCAGUAUUGGUGGCCUUAUUCUGGACACAACUGUAUCUGAUCCUAAUUUGGCUGGGAUUGUUGUUUAUACUCCAGUAAUCAAUGGUAUUGGUGGCAAUCUAGUGGCAAUUCAAGCAAGCAGGAUUUCUACAUAUUUACAUUUGCACAGUGUUCCUGGAGAGGUACCAGAAGAAGCCAAGAGUUUCUGUUAUCCAUGCAGGACAUAUUAUGGCACAGAAGUAAAUAAUAAAUCAGCCCAAGUUCUUCUACUCUUGGUGAUUCCUGGGCACUUAAUUUUCUUGUACACUAUUCAUUUAAUGAAGAGUGGCCACACGUCCUUGACCCCCAUCUUUAUAGUGGUAUAUUUGUUCACAGCUCUUCUGCAGGUGUUUAUCCUGUUAUGGAUUGCUGACUGGAUGGUUCAUCACUUCUGGAAAAAGGGGAAAGAUCCAGACAGUUUUUCUAUCCCUUACCUGACGGCACUGGGAGAUCUUCUUGGAACUGCCUUACUUGCAAUGAGUUUCCACUUUCUUUGGCUUAUUGGUGACAGAGAUGGUGAUGUUGGAGACUAAGAAUUCAAAUGCACAUGCUCGUUGAUCCCAUUAGAUGAAGAAAACAGACUGCCACUUGGCUUACCAUUUCAUUUGAAGGAUCUCAAAAAGGUAGUUUACCUUGGUUGUGGUAACAAUAUUGGUACUGAUAUUAAAUGGCCUUAACUUAAAAAAAAAAAAGGAGAUGGAACUGCAAGGACGUGCUUUGAAUAUUUCUACACUGCAAAUGAGUAUGGCUGUUGGUAGUUGGCAUUGUCUGGUUAGAGAAAGAGAAAGGUGGGGCCUGUAUUGUGUCAAGAAGAGCAACACCAUGAAAUGUAAGUGAUAGGUGGUAAGUAAUAGAGCACCCCUGGCCUUCAUCACAACUUGGCUGCAUCUCAGUUGACAACCUGGCUGAACAUUUCAAAUUGUAUAGUAGGUUCACAAAAUCAUGUAUUUCUGUUUUGUAGCUAAAUCCUCUGGAAUGAUGCAUUAGGUAAAUGACAGGAUAAAACUGAGUAUAUGAUUAAGAAAAAUCUUUAAGCAAGACAUUCCACAGGUUAUUUGGUAGUCCUUUUGGCAGGUGAGAUAGAAUAGCUUCAGCUGGAAACGGGAAACUUCUAAUAGAGAUAAUACUUCCACAACUAUCAUGCAAAGAUGUUAAUGCUGGUGUUUCAAAAGCUACAAUGGCACACUUUAAAAUGUUCCAUUUUAUCUUUUGCAAUUUACAAUAAAUUGCAAAGGAUAAGAAAUUAGGGCUACAUAAAAGAAGAAAAAGUGGAGUUUCAAUAUGAAAAAACUAGCAUGUAGCUCUCUGAAGAGAAAACAUUUCAAGUUUUGGAAAUGCUUUUAAGAAAAAUUAAACUUGUGGAUGCAUUCUGCCAAAUGGUGCUGUCACAUUGAUCUAUACAGCUGCAAUAAUCUUAGUACUGUGUGGCAGUUGGAGUUCUAAGGACCUUUUCCAAAUGACAUUUUUGUUGUGCAAUAAGAGUGGGUUUGUUACUGUGACGUUGCAGAGGAUCCAAGCAUCUUUCUUCUGUUGUCAGGAUAUAUUGCAUCUUCCCAGUGCAAACCAAAAUACUUCGUUGCUGGGUAAAUGUGAUCUCCAUGCCAACUCCAGUUAGUGCAUCAGCUUCAUAGUGCAGUGUGUGCUUUGUGAUCUGUAGUUAUGUCACAGGCAUCUGUUGGUUAGUGCCUAUGGCACAUUGGUAGUUAUAUGCACACGUCUCAUCAUGUGUCUCCAUCAUUUCAUGUUUUUAAAAAGAUUCCCAAUUGCUGACACCCUUGUGCAUUCUAAGAUUGCAGCCCCCAAUUUUGAGUACUGUUCAUUUCAGUAGAAUUCGUUCUUCUUCAACUGUAUUAGGGACUGCAGCAUCACGUUAUGAGCUUUUAAACCUUUAUUUCCUUUAAUGUGAUUGGAAUUGGGGAACUGAAGGCAGGGGCUCGGGAAAGAGAUGCUUGAACCUAUUAACAUAACAAUGUUGGCUCAGCUAUUGUUAUUUACAUUUAGGAUUUCCCUGAGAGUUGUGUAUUCCCUUGAGUGCUUUUUAGGCAAAAAGGUGGUUAAAAUAUAAGUAAGGCAAAUAAUUUUUCAAAUUCACCCCAUCCCUGAAAUUUCCAAUGAGACUGUGUGUCUCAUUAUAACAAACAGUCAUUGUACACUUUCCAUUAUUUUCAGUGGAAUUUGCAUAAGAUUAUUCCGAUUAUGUACAAUCUUAUUUACAUGAAUGGUCUCAUUGAUAUAUUUCAAAUGUGAAUACUUGAGAUUAGCUAUCUAAAUUCAUGCACUGGGCCCCUUUAUUUGCAUGCUGACUUUUAUUAAAGUAGCCAAAAUAACCAAAAGAAAUAUUAACAGGCAUAGCUGCUUAGCAAGCAGCUUCAUUUCCAUAGAAGUCUAAAAUGCUAGCUGCUGUUUAUCUUCCUAAUUGAAACCUUACAUGAAUAACUUUCCUCAUUCAUUUAAACAAUUAGGAACGUUUUCAUAAUUAUGACUGACUGCCUUGUUGCGGGAAUGAGAAAGUUUGCACAUGUACUAAUUGUGAAGGAAAAUUGUAUACCCCACUAGGUUCCCUCAGUCUAGGUUUAUAUUAUUCAGAAAGGUACCUUGUCUGUAGCAAUGUGGGUAACAUUCCUAUUCAUUUUUUAAAAAAUGGUUGUAUGAUAACUCAUAAUUCUUUUAUUUGGGGAUAUAGCUCUUGAAGCAAUUAAGUUUAAUUCUAAUUAAGCUACCUUCGUAUGGAAUUAUGGUCUGAUUGACAACAAUGCAAUGUUUGAAGUCGCAAUAGAAUUUUAAAUUUAUUUGGAACCAAACCACUGAGCUCCUUAAAAAUAAAAACAUGCAUUUUCUUCUGUUUUUAAUGCAAA